UUUCCUCAAACUCGAGGAUCCUAAACUUUGCGAGAACGAUAAAUCUCGAUGGCUCGAGUCGCGCAUCGACCGCGGAGGAACGAUAACGGAUCGUUCCAUCGUUCUCUCGAUCUCGGCUGGCUCGAAAAAUUGCGCGCGUCCACGUACGUGGCAAAGCGUGAAUGAAAGAGCAGAUCCCCGGAGAAGGAGCGGGACGACGCUCGUCCUCUUUCUAACGCAAAUGGUCGAUGGAAGGAGAACCGUUAUUUCUAGGUUUACGAGCGUACAUGCCAGGACUUGGCGGCGAUGCGAGGUCGCCGACGAGGAUACGAAUCGGUCAGGAGAAAGACCCUUGUGCUUGCGCGAGGACGCGAACGAUGGCAACUUUCGUUCACGUCGAUGGAAAAGGUGAAAAUUGACCAACGCCUGCAAAUCCGUAUCCAUCUGUAACUUGCCAUACCCCUGGAUUCGUUUUAUUUCGAUCGAGUCAACGGUACGCGGAGCGAAACGAGGUCUAGAGAGGCGCGCCGUACCGGUUGCCAGGGAUCGAGCUCAUUGUCAGAGAAACUUUCGCGCUUUCCGUGCCUACGCAUGCUUCGCGUUCUUGCGCGUUACGUAAGGAUCGAUUUCGUUCGUAUCGCCUUUUCUCUCUUUCUUUUUCUUGUCAACAUCGCUUUUAUCAUCCCCAUAAACGUUCGUCCUUCGAGAUUCGCCGUCGAAUCGUAGACGCUGCGAGAAAGUACGUACACGUCGAUGCGUCCCACUAGUUUUUAUUUUCAAACGGCAGUAGUAAUAAAAGUUAUCGUCGUCGUCGUCGUGAUGCAGAAUCGUGUCCAACGAUCGAUAAAACCCUUUAUGGAGCACGACUCGAGAUAAGGAAGGUUUACAAGUACCGUCGCGUUUCGCUCGCGUCUCCAUUCGUGCGAUAUAUUUGUUUGGAGAACCGUCGAGGGAAAAAGGAGCGAGAGGAUCGGUAUGCGUAUCAAUAUUUUCUGGAGCGGUCUGACGAUGCUCGCUACGAUCGCGGCCUUCUGGGAGACGGGGAAUCUCGCGACGGCCGUAUCUCUGCCGAUCGGAGACUCCAGUCGCGACGUUUACAUCAUCCUCCGUCCACGAAAGAAAAAGAAGUUUCGCAUCGUCAAAAUCAGGCCACGAAAAGCACUGCUCCACGAGAUUUAUCUGCCCUUAUAAGCGUUUCCUCGUCCGCUCCAGAAAGGAUCGACGCGCGGGGAGAGUGACGGAAUCGCCGCGUCUCCCUUUUCUCUUCUUUUUCCUCACUUUGGAAUUACGUUGCCGUUGCUGAAAGUGUCACGGACUCGACGUCGGAAUAUCUGCCAAAAAAUAUCCGGAUACGAAGGCGGAAAGAAAAAUCGUAUCGUCGAAGAGCCGAACGCGAAUCGAUCCGUCCUACCUGCGUUCUACGAAACACGAAUAUCGACCGAGGGAAAAGGAAUUCGAUCGCGCGCUCGUCCGCGACCGCAAUCGCUCCGUUUACCAGGUGGGAGAGGAGGAAGAGAGAAGCGGACCACGGACGCGUCUGGAGGAUGACUUUGGAGAACGAGGAGAGAAACAUUUUUCGUCGAAUACAGGAAGAGAGAGACCAGUCUUCUUUUUUACCUUUUAUAUUCUUUUUUACCCGUGGAAUCCUCCUAGAUUAUAAUCGUCGAUACGAGCGUGCAUGCGUAUACCUAUACGCGGGAAGGCAACGUCUUACCUUGACCCAGCACUUCCGGCUUUCGCCUCGCGCAACUGGCUUUGCGUAAGCUGCUUGCCGCGAUGCGUUUUAUGUCUCUCUCUCUCUCUCUCUCGUCAGGUGCGCGUACACAAACAAACGCAUCCGAUGCGCUUACUCGCCUACUUUUAUCGCCCAUCUCGUUAAAAUUAUAUCACAACGCGUCGUAAGAGCGCUCGAGACGGGGAUCGGCUCGUGAUCUAAAAACGAGAAAGCGAGACCGCCGAAUCGAUACGAUAAAACCAACUCCCGUUCGCGCUGUAUCCUUCGAGAAUUCGAGGUCGCAACGUUGAGACGCAAAUUUCAUCCUUCCGUACGGUCGCCGAUAACAUCGGUCGCGUUGCAAACUCGUCGCGCGACGAGCGGGACAGGGAGAGAGAGAGAGAGAGAAACCCUCCGCUUCGAUCCGGUCGGACGUGUUGCGAAACAGGUGCGAAUUUCCGGUCGGAUAUUUAUUAAUUUCCGGUCUUUGCGAUCCGCCCUCGUUUCCGCGUAGUAAUUAAAUCUCUGCCAAAUUUACGUCGCGCGGACCGAGAGCCGGAGGGAAACGAUUCGUUUUUCUUUUUUUUUUUCUUCUUUCUAAACGACCGACGAAAACGAACCUCCUUCCCUCUUUAUCCCUCCUAUUUACCGCCAACGAACGGACUCGGCGAAUGAUAUUCGUAAUACCAUUCGAUCCCGCAAACGGAACGUUUCUUCGUUGGGGCUGGAUCCUCCUUUUUUAUUUACUUUUUAUCUUUAUUUUCGGUACGAGCUUUGAUCGUAGCCUUUGACGAAAGAACGAAUCGUACGCUCUCGAUAGCGGAGAGGAACGUUUCGUGGUGAUGCGUUGGUGGAUUUUUCUCUCUGGCAGAUGGAACCAUAAGUCGCGUGUCAUCUUACGUACGUCGAUCGUACGAUUUCCGCGCGCAACCUUAAGGUUUCUCGUGGAAACCUUGCUACGCCCUACGAAAGAACGGCGACCGGGGUCUCUUCUCUCUCUCUCCCCUCCUCUUUAAUUCCUUACCUUCCUCGUUUAAUUCCCAAACGGUAAAACGCUCGGCCGCGAUAUCGCGAAAGGUCGAAGACGCGUCUCGCGUGGGAAUUCGUUUUUCCUUGCGGCAACCAUAGAUCUCUACCGCGUACAAUAUCGCUUUUCCGUGUCAGCGACCGAGAGACGUCGAUCUCGAGAACGAAUUCGAACGGGCAUUUUUCUGCGUUUCGAAUACCGACAAAUAUUUUUACGUUUUGCUUUAAAAGCAGAAAGAAAGAUCGGAUUCGUUCAACGUUUCGUUUCUAUGAAAAAACCGAGCAUUUUUUACUUGCCAACUCGUUCCUUUUCUUUUCCUCCCUUCCUCUUUUAAAACUAGAGGGAGAUCGCGUAAAAUACGCUUUUCCCUGGAGGGAAUCGAGUCGGUAGAAAAAUUCCCGCGCGUCUGCCGCCGAGAGAGACGGAUAAAUGGAUAGAUAGACGGAUGGGGAGAGCGAGAGCCCAGCUCGCGAAAUAAAUCGUCGUCCGGAGACAAUUUCGCGUGGCCUAGCCGAGGAGUUUUCUGCUGCGAAACGGCGAGUACUUCCGACCGUGUAGACUUUACGAGGACGAGUUUCUUCUUUCACGCAAGAAUUCGAGUACGUACACGGCGCGAUCGCGUGCUCGAAAUUGCCCGUAGGAACGAAAAGCGCCAUGUGGGUGUAUAGUCCUAGCUCGAUACGACGCGCUCCUUCUCAUGCAAACGCCGUCGUUCGCCUCUUUUCGUUUUUCUUUCUCUUUCCGAAAAGAAAUCCAAAUCUCUCCAGGGAUCCUCUUGCGUAUAAAGGCAUUUCGUGGUUCGACCAAACGCGCUCCAACUCUCUUCGACGAUGCGAGAACGAACGCGAUUAGGCACGUCGCUUGGAACAGAAAUCGUCAGAAAAGAAUCGUCGAACAGAAAGAAAGGGCGGAGGAAGGGAGGAAAGAAAGAGAGUCGUCGACGCGAAGACGGACGCCCUUCUCCCCCUAUCGAGUACUCGAAGGUAAGACAAGUCCCUUGGAUCGCAUCCUGGGACAUUCCUCGAUAGGGUCGUCUCCAGCGACGCUCGAAAGCUCGCUCAUCGUCGGCCCGUCUUCUCUCCCUCUCUUCCCUUCUCCGCACUCUCACGGUCCUGUCGGCCGACACGCGUGGCACGAAUAUCUUUUAAAAACGCUUCGGCCGUUUCUCAUCGAGAAGCUCGGACACGUUUCGGACAUGUGCGCGACACACUUGGCUCUCGCCUGGCAAUCCAGACGCAGCGAUCGCUCUCCUUCGACGUUCGCCCUUUGACCUUUCUGCGCCCUUUGCUACGAUUCGACGAAUAUUUCUCCCAACUACAUUUUCUGACAUCGAUAUAUUUUCCGAAUCACGAGUCGGAUUUCUCCGUUCCCGCGUGCAAAGUCGUACGAAACAGCGGGCGGGUAAUUAUCGCAACCUUGUUGUUCGACGAGGUCGGAAAGAAGACAAAGAAAAGAUGGAAAAAGCGUUCGACGAAUCGGAUCGUCGGGGGCUCCUGAAGUUUUUCUCGCGGAAGUCCUUUGUGUCGCGAACGAUGGGAACGAAAGCUCGACGCCACGUCGCGCACCAAAAUAAGAACGUUACAUCUCCCGGACGCAUCGCUCUUACGUUUCGCUUCGUUGGUUUUUUCUCUUUGGACGAUGAUCGACGGCCUCCGAGAAGGAGAGGAGAAGCGGAAAUUUUGGACCGGACGAAUUUUGGCGUCGCUGCCAAAGGAUUCGAGCGAAAAGAGAAAAACGCGCGCACGCGGAUGUGCCGGUUUCCUUCGCCUUUGCAGGAAAGAAAUUUGGGAAAUGGUAUUCGCUCAGGUAGACGUUUCCGACGCUUUCGCUUGGUAUUUACGGUUCGAGAGUUUCAUCCGCAAGAGGUGGGGGAGAGAGGGGAUGGACGACGCGCUCGCGGCUAGCGUCCGACGAUCGAGACGAAGCAUUUUCCGUCGAUCGACAAAUUCCUUGGCGAUUUCCCUUUGGCCAAGGGGAAAUUCGAAACUUGCUCGCUUUCGUUCGCUCUCUCUCUCUCGGCCGGUCGUUGCGCAAGAUCCUGUCGGAGGCGACGAGACGUUUCGCGUAGCGUCACGUUUCACGGUAGACUCGUAAUCGCAUCGUCGAGAUCGUUCGUUUUCGCCAGCUCCCUCGACGAUACUCGAACUUCCGCUUUUAACGGCGAUUAUCACCGAGCGUUGCCGUCGAGCACGGAGGAAAAAGUAGCGGACAACGAGCUAUUACGAUACUUUUACGUUUCACUUGACGCAACGACCCGUAAGGACGACAACGAAUAGGCGAGAUAGUGCGGUCGAUUUUCAUCGAACGUUCAUCGAUCGAGAAGAGACGAUCGCGAGCGCGAGAAAGAAUCUACGUGACCAUCGACAACUCGGAGUACGGUUAAGAGCGUAAGGGCUCGUGUCAUCGGAGACGAGUCCAUGGAGGGGCGCGGGAGAGGGAAGGACGACGCGACGAAAAGAACGCCGUCGACCUAUGCCGUCUUGCGCCGUCGUGCGCGAAGCAGAGAGACGGGGAGAAACGGCGUCGGCGGCGGCGGCGGUGGUGGUGGUGGCCCUGGUCCGGUGGCGGUGGAAGUCACGGUGGUGGGAACGGAUCGGAGCCGAAGCGUUACCGUCUCGUCAGUCGGCCCGGAAACGCGGAGAGUUCGUCCUCGAUGCGCGCGCGCGCGCCUUCCCUCGCGAGGACUUUCUCGACACGUGACUCGUCCUUUUUAUUUCUUUACUGGUCGCGAAGUGGGUGUACCGGUUCGACGAAUGCGCGAGACCAACGCAAGGAGGGAGUAAACCCACGGGAUUAUAAUUAUAGAGAGUGCGUCGAAAGGGCAAGUGCGUCGAUGUGUGCGUUCGCGUGCGUGCGCGCGCGAGAGAAAACCGGCCAAAGAAUAUUCUUUCGCGGUUACGAGAAUGGUCAGCUUCAAGAGCAACAACGUGACCAGCGAGCAACCAACUUCGCAUUGUCAGGUGGCUGGAGUUCGGCGGGCCUCACCGAAUCAUUUUCACGAUCAUCGAUCUAGUCAUUCGCACAGACAUGAAGCGCUGUCGGUCGCGUAUCGUUCUCCAUCGUCCUUACGACCGUCGCUAUCACCUUCGCUACCAGCACCAUCGGCAUCAGCAGCAGCAGCAGCAUCGACGUCACCUCCGCCACCACCACCGCCACCGCCACCACCACCGUCGUCAUCACCGUCGAGCGUCGAUCCUACUACAACGGUGCAACGCGGUUGCGCCUUGCAUUCGAGGCUCGAACACCCGGUGACCACGUCGACCCCCGGGAUGGACGGCAAGAAGAUCGUGCAAGCUACAACGGCGGUCGUAGCGGUGGGCCAGGUGCGCAACAAAAACAACGAUGCCACGGGAUUGGCGGCUUCCGUUUCCGGAAUCCGUCGACGAAGCGGACCCCAAGGAUUGCGAUCGCCCGCCGCGAAAAGACCCUUAUCGGCGCCGGUUGCUCUGCAAGGCUGGCUACACAAGCAGGGUUCCGAAGGGCUCAUGCUUUGGAAGAAACGCUGGUUCGUCUUGUCGGAAUAUUGUCUCUUCUAUUACAAAGGUCCAGAGGAAGAGAAACUCCUGGGGUCGAUACUCCUGCCUUCGUAUAGGGUUACCGUUUGCAGACCCGAAGACAAGGUCAACAGGAAGUUCGCCUUCAAGGCUGAGCACGCGAACAUGAGGACUUACCACUUUGCUGCGGAGAACCGUGAAAGCAUGAAUCAAUGGGUGAACGCGCUCACUCUGGCGACCCUCCUGCAGGAUCCCAGUCCCGGAAGGGGCGAAGCUGCCGUGGUCAUAGAGAUAGCGGGACAACCGGAUGGCGAACGAAGCGCUAGACCAAGCGUAUCUUCGAUCUCUUCCGUAUUGAAUCAAAGUGCCGACGACAGCGAUUCCGGAUUUCACGGUUUUCUGUCUCGAGACGAUCCCAGUCACGCGUCCAACAACAAUUCCAGUCCUAACAGCGUCAACACUGCCUCUUUUCCGAAUCUUAGUGGGAGCAACGGUAACGGUAAUGCCGCUUCCAACGCUAACAACAACAACAAUCUAAAGGACGUUCAGCACGUACCCAAUGGUUGGCUACAACAGUCUCCUCAAUACGGUCAAUCAGGCUCGUCGCAACAUCAACACUCGCAGUACUGUUUCUCCGAACAUUCUGUUUCUCAGCAAAUACAACAAGGUCAUUCUCAUCAGCAUCAAGCGAUGCUGCAUCAGCCACAUCAGAAUGUCCCUCAGGUUUAUCAGCACAAGCACGUCGUUCAGCAGCAGCAGCAGCAGCAGCAGCAACAACAACAACAGCAGCAGCAGCAGCAACAGCAACAACAACAGCAGCAGCAACAACAACAACAACUGAUCAACGUGCAAGCUGUUCAAUCCACGCCUCGAAAAUUUGGCCAGCCCAUAUACGCCAACGCACCGCCGAAACCUAGGAGGCUAACCGACGGAUCCAACGAGUAUUCCACUCCCUCCCCUGAGCCAGGUUAUCGAAGAUCUCCUGUCUCGCCGGACGUUACCCUGACUAGCAAAAGUCCCAUAUCCGAUUACGACAGGAACAGCAUCAUUUAUGCCACCGGAAUGAGUCAACCGUCGCAACAAAGUUUAAGGACGGACAAGUCUGGUUUGAAUUACGGUUAUUGCCAAGUGCAAUCGACCGAAAGACGUACGCCUGACACUUACGGACGAAGCGCGAAGCCUAGACCGAACAGGGGAAACGGUGACUACGAGGAGGUCUACGGUAUACCUCAGCUUUAUCAGAGACCAGCCGGACCUGUUGUUGGAUAUACCAAGGGAAAUGCACCAGCUCCUAUACCUAUCCCGACUUACGCGCAACAUCAGCAGAUGCAUCAUCAACAACAGCAGCAGCAGCAGCAGCAGCAGCAGCAGCCACAAAUUCAUUCGCCAGUAACCCCGCCCAACGUUCCCAUAAUAAGACAACCAAUGGCCCAUCAACUACCACCGCCUCGACCUCACAGUGCCGAUUUUCUCGAGUACGAAGCAACAAGGCGACCUCAACAACAAAACCAUUCGCAAAACGAAGUUUCUUCGAGUCAACAGAAACGUCCCCAAAGGCCUAAGUCGAGUCUAGACAUAAUGAACCCAUCGGAUGCGACCAACGAUGGUUAUUAUUAUUCCGAAGAAAGAUACGCUGCGCAAAUGCGUCAAUCGGCGGUGUAUCUCCAUCAAACGCCUCAGCAUCAUCAACAACAAAGAAACCAAUCGCUGUCGCGAGCCACCGUGCCAUCAAAGAUAACGACGGUUCAUGACAGAAACGGCGACGUCAGAAUGAUGGCUACUUUGCCCGACUCUUCUUGUUCCACUUUUAGACAUCGUUUGCAACGAGAGCAUGCUCAUCCGCAUCAGCAUAAUAUACCUACUCAAACGUUGCAAAGACAUAACGAGUUGUCCAACAACGACGCAAAGCUGAGAAGAUCUUUACGCGAGAAGGUCUACGAGUCGAGUGCUCGCAAUGCAUCGACCCGCGAGCACGAAUCGUCGUUGAAUUGGAACAGAUCUUCCUCUCAUUCUAAUCACGGAGUUAACAUGGCACAGUCGUGUCAGUCCGCUCACAGUGGAGCCAAACGAUGGGUCGAACAGCAGCAGCAACAAUUUUAUAGAUCCGCGUCGGCACGUUUGCCAAGGUCCCGCCAUCCUGCCGCUUUGGACCAAGACGAGGAUGAUUACGGUGGAGGACGAUCUUCCGCGGAACAAGAUACUCGCGAUGGCGAACGGAAGAUUCAACAGCGAGAAGAGUCGAUGAAGCGUUUACUGGAGUGGAAACAACGUAUGCUACAAUCUCCCCUAACGCGGAAACCAUCGGGAUCGUUGAAUCGGAGCAGAGCGCAGAACGAGCUAUCGAAUUAUUAUAAACAGCAAGCUCUUCUAGACCUGGCAGCUCACGAAGCUUCGAUAACAGAGGCUCGUCAUUCGCGGAGAAAGGAGGACAGUCACAGGUCUCACGUUAGAAGUAAAAGUUCCGACGGUCGCAGAACCGUCACUUCUGUGUCACGUUACAACAGUUACUCGAGCGACGACGAAGAGAUGGGAGACGUUCGAAGAAAGCGAACGCGCAGACCCUCGCAUGCAGGAAGGAGCCCCCGGCAUGCCGGUGACGAUCGUUCGUCCACGUCGACUACCCAAGAGAACGGCAAAGCGAUCCAAGGAAGCGUACGUACGAACGUUCCAGCGAUUUCAUCGACGCAGUUGGGACAGACGAGUAUUCGAUCGGGCAACGAGAGCAAAGUACGUUUCAACGCCAAGACCGCCCCAGCGAGCCCUUCGAGUAUACCACCGGACGCCGGUUACGAGGAAAUAAGUUUCCCGCCGACGUCAAGGGAGACUCGUACGGACGCGUACUUGGUCGCGUCCGAAAACGUUCGAUGUGGUAAAACGGCGGAACGGCGCCUCGAACGUGGACAUUUCAACGAGGUUCAGCGCAAGCUGAAUCAGACGACGUUGUCGAAAAAGUCAAGUGGUAUAUUGAAGUCUUCUAGCAUAUACGAGAUCGAGGAACGAUCAACGGUAAAGGCCGCGACGGGCAACGUCGAAGGGAGUAGUAGCAAUCCGAACGAGUACGUGCCCGUGGACGCAUGGGCCUCCGUUCACAAGUGCGUUCAAUGGGAUUCCAACGGGGACAAGGACAAGGUGGAAUGGGGCGAUUCCAAUAUCGACGAGAGCAAACUCAUAAAGGAAUUCUCUUAUCAGUAUAUAAAACCCAAACAGGCCGAGCAAGGUUGCGGAAAAGCGGUGGACGAUCGGUUGUUAAAUAUGAUCGAAUCUGCGAAUCUCGUUCGAUCGAGGAUAAGAUCGUUCGAAUCGAACGCGGAAAACGGUAGUCCCGUAAAGGAGACGCUCACCAUGCAGGAGGCGUUGAAAGUUUCGCCCGUCGAGACGUCCGUCGAGGCGCACGUUUCGAGAUUGGACUCGUCGAGAAAGGCAUCGUCGAUCAUUCGCAGCUUCGCUUUGGGUGACAAUGCGAGAGGAGGCGACGAUUCCAACGUCUCCCCCGUGGGGAGGGACGGACACGCGAAGCAAGCAUCCACCGACAGCAACAAGUCGGUCAAAGAUCUCUUGGCGGAUUUCGAACGAAAGUCCCAACAGAUUCAUCGCAGAUUGGAGGAACGCGAGGAACGAUCGGAGGUCAGGCAUCGGGGAGUUUUCAGCGACACGGAAACCCUUCUCUACGACACGGGGAGCGACCUCGAUCAACGAGACAAGAGCGAGGAACGCGAGGAGGAACGACAACGGGCCGAGACGGAGCUGCUAGGGACGUUGCUCCCGGAUCGAUCGAACGAGCUGGAGGCGUAUUUGGGCACGUUGAAGAAGAAGAGAUCUCUGGGUCAGACGAGACAGAGGCGCGACGAAUCGCCUGGCGAUUCCGAGGAAGGACCGGAAGGCGGGGAGUCGUCGGCCCGGCGUCGAACCGACGGGAAUUCGUUUCGCGCCAAGAGAAUACGCGAAUCUGGCGUCGCGACCAAUACGGGAUAUCCGUUGGCGCACGAGGACGUUAGAUUUCCCGUCGAGGACGGCGACCGCGUCGUCACCGGAGGCGGUUCGUCGAGGCAAGAGGAUCUAAUCCCGGAAGAACAUUAUCUUCCGAUGUCUCCUAGAAAAGCUAUUUUGGAUCCGAACGAGGACGACAGGCCCAAUCCGAAAAUGAUGGAGAGUCUUUUCGCGAAUCUGGAGCACGAGGAGAGCUCGUACGUCGAGAUGGCGCAGAACAAUGGAACCCAUUCGCUCUUGGCUCCGAGCAAGGAGACUAACGACGAUCGGGAUUCCGGCGAUUACUCGACCUUGGACGCUUCGCACUACGAAUUCGUCUGCGUUUCCGACAGUAAGAUGGAACCGGUUUACAUGGAAGUGAGCCAGCUGUCGGAGAAGGAAGAUGGAAGGGAGGACGACGGGAUCUCGUCCAAGACGUUGAAGCUGCGAAAGAACGAGGAAAUCGGGCGCAACGGGACGAGAUCGGAUCUCCCGGACAUUCUGACGGCUCUGAAGUCCGACAGUUCCGACGCCGACGACGAGUCGUCCAAGGAUUUCGACUCGAUAGACGCACCGAGACACCCGCGAUUUAGCCUCUCGGACACCUUCCGACCUGCCUCCUAUUAUCUGGGCGCCAGUCGAACGAUGAUAGCCGAGUUGCACGAUUCCUCCGACAGCGAGCUCGUCUCCCCGCCUCCCAUCCCUACCUCGCCGCCACCGUUGGAGGACUUGGAUUCCUUGCAAGAGAUGCAAGAUCCGUUGGAGGUUAAGAAGGUUGCGUCGCCUCAGGUACCCGUAACCAAGGAAAGCGUCCCGAGCGUCGAUUCCCCGAAGUCGUGGAACAGGUCGGAUCACGGAGAGCGAGAUCAGAGAUCGCCGUCGAGGCUGUCCGAGAUGUCAGGGACCAUUAGUUCGACCUUUCGAGACAGCAGGAUGUCGUUGGAGAGCGCGAGCGGUAGCGAUUCGGUGUCGGUCGAGCUUAGAAGUCCGGAAGAGGAGGCGGCGAGGCACAGGCAACUGAAGAGGAGACCCGUCAGCGACGAGGUUUGCGAGGUUUUGGACAGUCUCGACGAAUUGGAAUCCAUCGGGAGUCGUUUCGAGCUCGACGGUACCAGCAUCGAUCUCGAUCGUUAUCUCGAGGAAUUGCAAGCGCGCGACGCCUUUAACGUGGACCUCUACGCUAAGGAUUUGAGUUACAACAGUAUUUAUGGUUUCAACGAGAACAUGUUGGUCGUCGACAAGCUACAAAAGACCACUUGUCAAGAUCUUUCGAGAAAAACGAAAACGUUCGAUUUCGGACAGCCCCUUCGUUACGACAACGGGAACAAGAUCGGCUCGGCCAGUAGCCUGCCGUCUAUGAGAGUUUGCGACGUACCACCUACGCCGUCCCACCAACACUCGCAGUCGUACACGGGUGACGCUCAUUACGAGAACGUAUCGAGUUUCUCUCCUUUGAGAAACUCGCCUAGCGCACGUUCGAACGCGAGCGAGCAGCGACGGUCGCGAGACGAUAGGGUUGCGCUCGCGGACGAGGACAGGCCGACGGAGUCACGCCACAGCAGAGACUCGAGUUGCUCGUUGACCGGUCAGAGAGCCGUCGACGGGCGAUCCUCUUCGACUCGCUCGAUCGCCUUCGAGUCCCCCUCUCGAACGCGUUCCCCUGGAAACGAUCUCGUCCAAAGCCCAUCGCGGACGGCCGAUAACACUCCGCCGUACGGCGAGCAAAAGUCGUCGAAUCGUUAUCCAAACGUUCCGACCGAUCACAGAUCGCCUACUAUCCCCGAUCACGUACAACCUCCGUCUCCGACGGCGACGCCGCCGCCGCCGCCGCCGCCGCCGCCGCUGCCGCCGCCGACGACGACGACGACGACGACGUCGAUUAAAUCCAAUUCCUAUUUAUCGUAUCUGAACGGUCCCGAGCAACGCGUUCAAGGCGAACAGCCAGGAGCGCCGUACUAUUACUCGGACCUUCGCGGCAGCGUAGGUAACAGCAACAGCAACAACGAGAAACCGUCUAUCCUUCACGGUGGUCACGUCUCGAGGCUACCGCAGUUGAAUAACCAAAGAGACGAUGCGUCGGCAAUGAACAAGAGGAACGACAUCGGUCGUAUAGUGAAUCCGAUAGCCAGGCAAGUGCCCAGACAGAUUCAAGUCGAAGGUAUCGACGAGGCUAGACGCAUAGCCGCGGAACUGAGGAAAAGCACGUGUCGCUUGUUGAACGACAACAAAGUCGACUUGGUGGAUAAAAGAAAUUUCUACGAAGCCGAUACCCUUCGAAGGGUGAAAUCGAACGAUCCUCUACCGGACUUGUCCUUGCCGGAGGUUAGUACGAGGAAUCUCUAUCCCCACGGUUUGCGGGAUAAGAGCGGCGGGGCCCGUUCGAACGCGACCGACGACGCGCCGUCGGACGAGACGCCUCUCCACGUUCAAGCUUCGCAUCGAAGGUCUAGAUCGUUGGAGGGACUUUUGGACGACGUUGGCCUUCAGAAUCUGGUCGAACAAAGAAACCGGGCGAACCGUUUGUUAGCCUUGUCGACUAGGCAAGCCGAGGAACGUGCGCGAAACGUUUCCACUCCCGUAGACGAUUGCUCGCAAGAUGCUACUUUGAACGAUUUCAACGUUUUGGAUCCUUGGGAACAGGACUCCCUUUGGCGCGAGAAUCUUCGUAGGGCGAGUUUACGGAAUGCCAGAUCGUUGGACAACUUGGAGAAUCAGGACGCUAGAUCGCCGGCGGCAGGUUCCUCUUCCUGUUCCGAUGGCAAAACUCGUCCCAAGAUCACGCGAGGUGCGACUUACGUGAACGACAGCGUAGCGAUGCGAAACGACAACGAUUCUUCGUCGACUUUGGACAGACCGCGAGUCAAGCGAAGAAUCAACAACAAGUCCGAAGAGCUUGCCGUUCUCGAGACUCGCGAACCGACGAAUCCUCCUCUCGACGAUGCUUACGACUCUUACGACGCUUGGAAUUCUCGGAACGCGCAAGUAUAUCGAAAGGAAUGUCCCGUUACCGAGGAGCAAGACGGUCAUUUUUUAGCGGAAGGCAACCUUCCCUCGACGAGAGCAACGGCGGGGGACCUGCGUCCUUCGGGGGCUUGUCGCGCGGCGAGUCGCGUCGCGAAUUCCGCCACGAGUUCAGCCUCGUUCGAGUUAGAUCGCGAAAAGUUGCGACAAUGGGACCUACUGUCGAGCGCCUGCUUGCUCCAGGAACAGCAACAAAGUACUACGACGACAGUGGGGUCGGGGCGAGGGUUGCCAACUGCCGAUCGGCUCGGACGCGUCAUCGAUUCGAAGAACGUGCCCGUGACUACUAUCGUUUCGGCGACGACGACGACGACGACGACGACGACGACGACGACGACGACGACGACGACGACGACGACGACGACGACGACGACGACGACGACGACGACGACCGCGACGCCCACGACGACGAACGACAAUAUCGGCGACGCGAUCAUCGCGGAGGCAUUGAAGAUUACGAUAUCGGAAAAGAUCGAUAAUAAGAGCGAUCCAACGUCGUUUCUCAACGAACGUCAUCGAAGUUCGACGGCUUCCUUGGAGGCAUCAAAAAGACGAGAAGCGAUCGAGACGAAAGACUCGCGUAACCGGGCUGCAGCAUCCGGAUCUGGAUCGGUAAUAGGAAGAGAUCCACUUCCGCCGAGAGCAGUUAGCACGUCUCAUUUGCCCGAAAGAACUCUGACUCAGCCACCAGCUGUGGAAUCAACGUUGUCAUCGACUUUACCAUUGCCGCGAAACACCGGUGGUCAUCGUCAGCAACAUCUCCCUAUUCAUCGAUCGAGCCCGCAAGAGCAGCAGCAUCAGCAACAACAACAGCAGCAACAGCAGCAGCAGCAGCAAGAACAACAACAAGUGCAGCAGCAACAACAACGACUGCAGGCAGAAUCAAAAAUUUUACGGGCCUCCAGUAACGGGGAUAUCGGAACUAGCCUAGCACAAAUCAGCAACAAUGAGAUGAGAAAUCUAAAAAUGUCAUCACCGAAUGGUCAUCCGACCCAGAGACUGCACUCGUCCAGCGGACAUUUGAGAGUAAUGGAUUUGAGCGAUCAUCGAAUUUCGAGCGAUAACGAGAUUCAAGUUCACAGUCCGAUCGAAAGAAAAGUCAUCGGCCCGAUUGGUAUGGACGUGGAUCGAGGUGGAGGCGGUGGUAGUGGGGUAAACAUCAGAGGGAAUCAACGGAUACGCGAGAGCACGGAACUACUUCACAAAAGGAGCAACGUUAAUUUGGCCCACCAAAGGAUAACAGCUAGUGGUUCACCGACAGCACCGACGGCAACGGCGACGGCGACGGCGACGGCGACGGCGACGGCAACGGCAACGGCGACGGCGACGCCAACGUCAACGUCGACGUCGGCGUCGACGCCGACGCCGACGAUCACGCCAACACCAACUCCAACUCCAACGUUAACUCCAACGCUAACACCCACACAGAUUGGAACGAAUGAUCUUGUUCGGGUCUCUGCUGGUGAACUCCUCGGAAGGACGCACGAAGAACUGGUUCUGUUGCUUAUUCAACUACGUAGGCAGAACGCGACCCUUCUCAAGGCCAUGGACAAUUGUAACAUGGAAAUUGAGGCUCAGGCAAGAUUGACAGAUUUGGACACACCAAGGCGUUUGGAGAAUCUUCAAAAACUCGAAGAGUUAAAGAGACACCUAAUGGAUCUUGAAAAACAGUACGAGAAAGGGAAGCCUCUGAUAAAUCUCGUCGACAACAUGGUCAAGCUCGGCUCUUUAUACAAUCGUAAUACUGCCAAUGGAAGUAGCAGCAUAACCGCUUCUCGUAACGAUUUAUUCCAAGAGAACACGAAAAAUCAUCGCGAUCGUUUGGAAUUUAAUCAAAGAGUACAAGAGCAACGUUUGCUGGCUGAAGAACGCAGAGAUUGGAAUAGACUCAGUCCGGAUCAUGGACAAUUGCAGGCCAAGGUGCAGCAGUUGUACAAACUGGACCGAUUACUCCAAGAAGAGUCAGGUACCCUUCAUAGCCUUCAGCAGGACAAGGAGAUUCUAGAAAAAGCUCUCGGAGGCUUGCGAGACAAAUUGCAAGGCAGCAGAAGCAACUUGAUUGAAGCAGAACGCUACAGAAAGCAACAACUUUUAUUGGAACGCGAAUUGAGCAGAGUCAGAGUACUGUUGGCACACAAUUCCAAGGUAAAGCCGGUAUUCUCAGGUCAGAAACUGGAAGAGACUGUAGCGGAAAAUGCCAGAUUGGAGCAAGAUUUGGUAGUCCUAAGGCAAAAAUUGCAAGCCUCUAGAAGAUACGCUGGUAAUAUGACUAGAGACCCAUCGGGUACAACGGCUCCUUUGGAAACGGAAUUGAGAAGAGUUCAACAAUUGGUCGGUGAUCUUCAAAGGCAAAGAAAAGAGCUCAGUGUUCAGGUUCAGCAGCUAACCGAAAAGUCUCAUAGUUUGGUACAACAAAUUCGGCCACAAUCAUCUCCUGCUCCGCCUGUUCAUCAUUCAAAGAAACGCACUCAAAACUCUUGGUUGGAAACCGAUUUAGAUUCCGGGAUUACUCUCGAUCAUGGCCUUGGCUCACCGGUGAGCCCGUCGCUAUUAUCCUCGGCACAUGGAAAACAAAGCUUGGAGAGCCCUUAUCGUCGAUACGCGUCACCAACGCAACACAAGAAGUCACCUUCGCCAAAUCGGCAACACGUCGAACAACCAUCUCUACAAAGCUCGCAUAACCAUAUCUCGACCUUGUCACCCCAGUUACGGGAACAAAUACAGCAGCAUCAAUUGAAGCAACAAUUGUUGAAGGAUCAAAUGCAGGGGAAGGGCAGUUUGAUGCAGAUUAAUGUUUCCCCGUUGUACGUCAAUACCGAGCCAAGAAUUCAAGAUACGAGCAGAAGCAACGAGAACGGCGUGAACCAAACAAACGGUGGACCGAACGUUUUGCCGGAAUACAUUCCACCACCGCCGAUUCAUCCUUUUAACGAAGAAACUUCUUUAACGAACGACAAUUACAAGCAAAAUGAAGAUAACAAAUUUGCAGGCUUGUUGCACAAUCGAGAGAAGCAAGAAAUAAAGACCGUCAGGAUCGUUAAACGGGAAUCCGAGAGACGUCAGAGAGAUCGAGGAGAUAGAACUGGUAAUAUUGGAAUUCCAUUAACGAACGGACUUCAGGCGCCAGGCGGGGCGAAAAGGUUGUCCGACGAUGACGUUGCUGGUACACAGAAAUUCGAAAAAGCCCAGUUGGGUAAAGUCGUUGAAGAAGCACCGAUCGUUCACGCUCAAAGUACCGUACACCUGACCGAGCUCGACGACGUACAAUUCCAAAGAAGCAUGUCUCUUCCACGAGGAUUUGGUGGUCAGCGACAUCAGCCGAGUGUUCAUCAUGUUCCUGUUGCUCCACCACCUCGCAGCGACAGCAUGCAUGCUCUUAGAACGAUCAUGAUGCGAAGACACAAAGUUAAGUUUGAAAAUCACGACGGAAGCUCCGAUAGCACAUUGUCACCGUACAUCGAUAGCCCUACGUCGAGUUCGCAGAUGCCAAUUAGCUCGUCAAACUACUCCACGAGUCCACCUUACAGUCCAAGCCAUCAGAAUUAUCAUUCUGGACAAUCGACAUCGAGGGGAUUCAAUCAACAACAACAACAACAACAACGAUACUACUCGCCGCAUCCGCAGUACGGACAAUACGAGAAUUCUACGUCAUUCGCGAAAAACUCAAUAGCAUUGAGCCCAGAACCGGUCUCUCUUAACAAUCUCGGUGGCGUACCUCCAGACAGACCGACAUUUGGGUCGAUCGUUAAUGCGAAUAGCGCCUCGGAUUCCCCACAAUUGUCGCCAGUGUUCAAGAGCGAGGCUGCAAAGCAGAUCAUUAAAGAGAUGACUGAGAGAAAAGUCGACGGACCCAGAAGAAGACAGGUUCCUAAAGAAAAGAGAAGACACUACACCGUUUCUAGUAGCAAACCCGUUCUAGAUCUCGAGGACAGCUUCUCCAGGAUGGGCAUGGGUAGAGCAAGAGACGACUUGGACAUGGAACAAGCUCUCAGACCUAGGAUCAAUGCUCCGGACGUCGUAAGAUCGACUUUGAGUCACAAAGAGCUGAAAUAUAAUGAGAGUACGAUCGAUCAACUGUUGGGUACUCCGAAUAAGAUCGUCAUUCCUGAACGUUAUAUUCCUGAACAGACGCCAGAAUUAACGGCGGAAGAACAAGAGCAUCGUUUGAAGAAAGCGGAGGCCAUAAGGAAGAUGCUUUCUGAAACGACUGUCACUGCACCCGAUGGAACUGACGACGACAUCGACCUCGAUAAGUCGGACACGUUGAAAAGAAAAGUAGUCGAGGAGAAACGACAGAGAGAACACAUUCUUCAACUCAAUCAAAUUCUUGCGAAGCAAGUGAUGGAGAAAAGUAAAAUGGUGGCCGCUUUGUACGUCGUUCGUUCGUUGCUUUCACAGCGUGAAUCUUCCAAAAAUGAUCGUUCGUCGAUCACUGACCGGAUCUUUUUGUCGUCGACAGUCAAGGCACUGGCUACGCUUCCAUUGAAGACUGAGUCGAGUAUAGACGACGAAGACCUCUCACCCGUCACGCCGUUGCCCCUCUAUCAGCAAAGAGAAAACUAUUACUCCUAAACGCAUCUGGGUGAAAAAUCUGGAUAUAUCGUUUCUUUAUGCUCGCAACGGUAAAGCAAAUGGAGAAUUUUUGCUCGUGAAUGAAGAGGAGAAAAAAAAAGAGGAAGUGAAUGAAAGAAAGAAGAAGAAAAAGAAGAUGUAGAGGAAACAGAUGCACAAUCAUUAUACUACUGCCAAUGAAACGCGCGAAACGAAGAAAGAACAUCGUUACGAUGGAAAUUAUGAGAAAAUACAAUACAUAAAAAGGGAAAAGAAAACUAAUGGCUGAGCGAGAUCGUGCGACGAUCGAAUGAAAUGUGCUUUCUAUCUUUUUCUUUUUUUUUCUAUGUUUUGAUUUAUUUCUUUAAUUAUAUUAAUAUAGAAAAUGAUCGUGUCGAUGUACGAAACACCAUUGAAAUAUGUAAUUUAGAAUAUCGAUAUGGGACCGCGGCGAAAUAAUAGCUAUGAAAUAAAUAAGGGAAAAAUAAUAAGAUGCGUACGUCGAACGAGCUUUUCGGCGAGCUUAGAUAAUUAGCAAUAAUCGUAGAUAUUAAGGUACAAUAAUCGCACAACGUUCUUCUCUUUGGGAAUAAAUCGGAAAGAGACAUUUGUAGUUGCCAUAAAAAUAUAUACUCGUAUAUUGAAUUUCACGUGAGAUUCUUCAAUGAGGAAAAUGUUUCAUUUCGAAUCGAACAUCGUUGCGUUCGUUCAUAUCUACCCCACCCUCGAAUCGAUCGUACAAAUCGAAUUGAUUUUUUCGUUUGCGACAGAGCACUUAGUAUAAUUAAAAAUAAUAUUCCAAGAAAAAGAAACCGAUAAAACGGAGUGCCAAAAGUCAGUGCGAUUAAAGCGCGGGUGCUACGACACUAUAGUCAAUUACAGAUGAAUCGUAAUUGCGUUAGCGCAGAAACAAAAAAUCAUUGGCGAAGACAUUUGAAUAAUAAAAAAAAACAUAUGUCGAGCCUCCCUCUGCCAAGGUUCUUUUUAUAAGCGCGUUACUGUAAUACUGUGUGUGUGUGUGUGUGUGUGCGUGUGCGUGCGCGUGCGCGCGCAUAGAGAGAUACAUUAUCUAUAAAUACAUAUAGACGCAUACACUUUUUCUGUGCGAACAGAAAUGUAUUAUUAUUACGCGACUGUACAUAAGAUGAUUAAUAGAUACGCAAGUGCGUAGGAAAAAUAAGAAAGAUAAGAAAAGAAAGGCCCCUUGGAAAGUACGGCCCUAAAUUUGGAAAAAAGAACAAAAAGAUGUUCCUUCGUCGAUGUGCUGACCUUCCGUCGACGUUGACGGAUAUUCGCGAGUUUUAUCGUCUGGUUAAAUGACACUUUAACAGAUACAUGCAUAUGUUAAAUCGACGGGUGCGCGACUUCUUAUGUUACGUAUGUAUUACACGUAAGGUAGCCGAGAUCCUUAUCGUUGGACUCGUUAAAUAGUCAUUGCGUCAAACGCGGUAUACGAGAAGCGAAACAUGUGUAUCUAAUUACCGUGACCGCAAAAAAAAAAAAACAAAUCACUGUUAUUGUUAUAUCGAUGAAAUAAAAUUAAUACGAUGAACAACUUA
This is a messenger RNA of Vespula vulgaris, 19311 nucleotides long. RefSeq lists its product as uncharacterized. The transcript is spliced from 30 exons. Bases 5624 to 17773 code for a protein of 4049 amino acids. Lineage: Eukaryota; Metazoa; Arthropoda; Insecta; Hymenoptera; Vespidae. The record is from RefSeq and is a predicted model, not a curated record.